GCCCCUGUCCCCGAGGGGUCUCCGGGGAGAGGUGCCGGGCUCCCGGGCCGCCAGCGCCCGGCCAUCCCCCGAGUGGGGGCUGCAUCCGCGGGGCCAGACACCUGUCGGUCGGACCUGGCGCGGUAGACCAGAGCCAGGAUGAAAGUAACUGUGUGCUUCGGCAGGACGGGCAUCGUGGUGCCCUGCAAAGAGGGCCAGCUGCGCGUCCGGGAGCUCACCCAGCAGGCGCUGCAGCGGUACCUAAAGACCCGGGAAAAGGAUCCUGGUUACUGGGUGAAGAUUCAUCACUUAGAAUACACAGAUGGAGGUAUCCUGGAUCCAGAUGAUGUCUUGGCAGAUGUUGUUGAAGACAAAGAUAAGCUGAUUGCUGUGUUUGACGAACAAGAACCCCUCCACAAGUUUGAGAGCCCCAGCGGAAACCCUGCAGAUCGGCAGAGCCCGGAUGCUUUUGAGACAGAAGUGGCUGCCCAACUGGCCGCGUUUAAACCAAUUGGUGGGGAAAUUGAAGUAACCCCUUCUGCUCUGAAAUUAGGCACUCCAUUGCUGGUGAGGAGAAGCAGUGACCCAGCUCCAGGGCCACCUGCUGAUGCCCAGCCAAGCUCUUCACACCCCAGUGGCCAGAGUCUGAAACCUGUUGUUUUAGAUUCCACGAAGAACUUAGAAGACAGAGAAGUUAUGAAUGGUGUGCAGACAGAACUACUAACAUCGCCAAAAAUUAAGGGUGCACUGAGUGAUAUGACAAGAACGGUGGAGAUUUCUGGGGAAGGAGGCCCCUUGGGAAUACAUGUGGUGCCCUUCUUUUCAUCUCUGAGUGGAAGGAUCCUAGGACUCUUCAUCCGAGGCAUUGAAGAAAACAGCAGGUGCAAACGGGAGGGACUCUUUCAUGAAAAUGAAUGUAUUGUAAAAAUCAACAAUGUGGAUCUGGUAGACAAAACUUUUGCUCAGGCACAAGAUGUCUUCCGCCAGGCAAUGAAAUCCCCAGAUGUGCUCCUCCACGUGCUUCCACCUCAAAACCGUGAGCAGUAUGAAAAAUCAGUCAUUGGACCUCUUAACAUUUUUAGUAGCAAUGAUGGAGUUUUGAGAACAAAAGCACCUCCUCCUGUCCAUGGGAAAUCUGGAGUAAAGACAGUAAAUCUCACUGGAACAAAUAGUCCUGAAGCAAAUGCACCACCUUCUCUGCAACAAAACAAGAGUCCCCGAGUACCAAGACUAGGAAGAAAAUCUUCAUCUCCCUCUCUCUCCCCUCUCAUGGGGUUUGGCAGCAAGAAAAAUGCAAAGAAAAUUAAGAUUGACCUAAAGAAAGGCCCUGAAGGACUUGGUUUCACUGUGGUUACCAGAGAUUCUUCCAUACAUGGUCCUGGUCCCAUUUUCGUAAAAAACAUUUUGCCAAAGGGAGCAGCAAUAAAAGAUGGCCGGCUACAGUCAGGAGACAGAAUUUUGGAGGUAAAUGGCAGAGAUGUCACUGGACGAACUCAGGAAGAGCUUGUGGCUAUGCUAAGGAGCACCAAGCAGGGAGAGACAGCCUCUCUGGUCAUCGCUCGCCAAGAAGGAAAUUUUCUGCCCCGAGAACUGAAAGGAGAACCCGACUGCUGUGCACUCUCCCUCGAGACGAGCGAGCAACUCACCUUUGAGAUCCCCCUGAAUGACUCGGGCUCUGCUGGCCUGGGGGUGAGCUUGAAAGGAAACAAAUCCCGAGAGACUGGAACCGACCUGGGGAUUUUUAUCAAAUCCAUCAUCCACGGAGGCGCUGCUUUUAAGGAUGGUCGCCUACGAAUGAAUGACCAACUGAUUGCAGUCAAUGGGGAGUCUCUUCUGGGAAAGUCCAACCAUGAAGCUAUGGAAACACUUAGACGAUCCAUGUCCAUGGAGGGAAACAUUCGAGGGAUGAUCCAGUUGGUGAUUCUUAGGAGACCAGAGAGACCAAUGGAGGAGCCUGCAGAGUGUGGGGCAUUUUCCAAGCCAUGCUUUGAAAACUGUCAAAACACUUUAAGCACCUCCAGGCGAAAUGAUAGUAUAUUGCAUCAGUUUGGCACUUACAGUCCACAAGAUAAACAGAAAGACCUAUUGCUUUCCAAUGACGGAUGGGCGGAGAGUGAAGUACCACCUUCCCCACCACCACAUUCUGGUCUGGAAUUGGGCCUUGAAGAUUACAGCCACAGCUCUGGGGUAGAUUCGACAGUAUAUUUUCCAGAUCAGCACAUCAACUUCAGAUCUGUGACACCGGCCAGGCAGCCUGAAUCAAUUAACCUGAAAGCUUCGAAGAGCAUGGACCUUGUGCCAGAUGAAAGCAAAGUUCAUUCAUUGGCUGGACACCGAUCCGAAUCUCCAAGCAAAGAUUUUGGUCCAACUCUGGGCUUAAAAAAGUCCAGUUCCUUGGAGAGCCUGCAGACAGCUGUGGCUGAAGUCAGGAAAAACGAACUCCCCUUUCACAGGCCUCGGCCACACAUGGUUCGUGGCCGUGGCUGCAACGAGAGCUUCCGAGCUGCCAUUGACAAAUCUUAUGAUGGACCCGAAGAAUUAGAAGCUGACGGUCUGUCCGAUAAGAGCUCUCACUCGGGCCAAGGAGCUCUGAAUUGUGAAUCUGCCCCUCAGGGGAACUCUGAGCUAGAGGACGUGGAAAAUAAAGCCAGGAAGGUAAAAAAAACGAAAGAAAAGGAGAAGAAAAAGGAAAAGGGCAAAUUGAAAGUCAAGGAGAAAAAGCGCAAAGAGGAAAAUGAAGACCCAGAAAGGAAAAUAAAGAGGAAGGGAUUUGGUGCCAUGCUGAGAUUUGGAAAGAAGAAAGAAGACAAGGGCGGAAAGGCUGACCAGAAAGGCACUCUGAAGCCCGGGAACCUGAGAGAAGAAGAGCCGGAGAGAAUGAAAGAAGAGCGGGAAUGGAUUGGAGCAAAACAUCAGGAGCUGAGGGAAAAGCAGGCCAGAGAUCUUGUUGAUUAUGCUACUAGUGCAGCUGGGUCUGCGCACGAUAUGGAAGAUGAUGAAAUGGACCCGAAUUACGCCAGAGUGAACCACUUUCGGGAACCAUGUGCAUCGGCAAAUGUCUUCAGGUCUCCAUCUCCCCCUCGGGCUGGACCCCUAGGUUACCCUCGGGAUGGCCGACCACUGUCUCCAGAGAGAGACCACUUAGAGGGUCUCUAUGCCAAGGUCAACAAGCCAUAUCAUCCACCAGCUCCAGUUGACAGUGGCCGUCCCAUGGGUGGGAGCACUGACCGAAUCCAGAAGCUGCGGAAGGAGUAUUAUCAGGCUCGGAGGGAAGGCUUCCCACUAUAUGAAGACGAAGAAGGAAGAGCUAGGCCAUCUGAUUAUGACCUUCAUUGGGUGUCUGGAAAAGGUCCAGAUGGGAAUGCACACAACUUCCGCUUUGAGGGGCUGGAGAGACAGUAUGCAUCUUUACCCAGGGGAGGUCCAGCAGACCCUGCCGAUUAUAUGACAGCAGCACCCCGAGGGCUCUACAAAGAAAGGGAGCUUCCCUACUACCCAGGGCUUCAUCCCGGGCAUCCUCCCAAAGGGAGCUACUCACGCCCCACAGAUCUGAGGGUGGCAGAUCUCCGCUACCCUCACUAUUACGCAUCCCCGCCUGCCCCCCAGCACAAAGGACCCUUCCGGCAAGAUGUUCCACCAUCCCCUCCUCAGCACCAAAGAGUGCCAGCCUACCAAGAAAUGGGCAGAGUGGGCCCGAGAGGUGGAAGCCCCGACCAGUACCCCUACCGAACCCAGGAUCCCAGGCAGAAGAACCCCAUGACGGCAGCCGUAUAGCUGAGUGCCACUGAGAUGAGCAGCCCAGCAGGGAGGACAUCUACCCCAGCCUCUGCCCUUCCUAGAUGCUGAGGCCUUCUUCCUGUUUGAAUCCUCCAUGGUACAGAUUAGCAUUUCCUCAUCGAGUUUGUAACAUUGACUGCUAAUCAGAGGGGAAAAGAAAGAACAGGGGGUUUUAGGGUGAGGGUGGAUUCAGAAGGAAGAGGGAGGAUGGGGUCAUAAAAGCGAUACUUCCUAAUACUUGAAAGGCUUUCAGAAUUGGUCAGUUCAGAGAGAGUAGUAACUAAAUAAGCACCUAAUGAUGAGAUUGACUACAUGGUGGCCCUCUGGCUAGACAGCCCAGCUAACAUGCACCCCCAUCCCCAUAGAACUGGCAAUACAGAGGUUGUCUCUGCCAGCAGCAUUACCCAUUCAGAGGCUGGGCCUCCGACCCUUUAUUGGAACCAUGCUGCCUGAAGAGGGUCAGAGUCAAGGCUGCAGAUGUGGGAAUCAGUUUACCAAGUAGUUUUUUCAUCAAGAACGAAGCAUCAGCAAACAUGCCCAGUGACCUUCUUGAAAUUUUUUUUCUACCCAGAGGAAGACUACAUUUCUUAAUAAUCUUUCUCAGGUUCCUGAUCUCCCUCACUUAAUGUAAACAUUUCACAUGCUUCCUUGCUGUUGAUAUCAAAGUCGGUAAAUGUGAAUACAGUAUUAGUGUCCUGGGAAAAUGUGCAAGGCUAGUCGGAGCUUCUGGAAGGAAUAUAUUCCAAGGACCAGUGAUCGGGUGAUGAGCACUGACACUCCCAGGGUCCUCACCUUCCUGCCUCCCACAUCCCAGGCACCAAAGCUCGGAGAUAGCUGGUUUCAGAAUCAUCCCCAAAUCUCCUGGCUGUAAUUUUUUUUAACUGGACCCUCUACUUUAAAGCUCUCACUUGAGGGUGAAAGCCCGCUGGUUGGGUUGCAUGGGAAACAAUGCCCUAGGGAUGCCAAUUCUAGACUCAGUGCCAAACAGUACCCAUCUGCCCUCAAGGACAGGGAGGAGCUGACUGUAGCCUUUGGAAAUUGGCCACCAGCAGGUAGUAGAUGGACAUGAAUGAUUGUGUGUGUGUUUGUGUGUGUGUGCGUGUUUUCAAACAUGUGGGGUUACCAAUAUGGAGAUUACCAAUAUGGAAGAUAAAAAUGCUUUCUGGAAAGUUUGAUGAAUGAAGCAGAGGGGAGGAGGAGAGUCAUGUGAUUAAAUCAAUCUGCAUCUUCUUUAUUUCAUUAACAAAAGUCACGGCAUGGACAAGCUCUCCACUGAGACACGAAGCUCUUAUGACUUUGAAAAGCUGAAACCCUGCCCUCUGAGAUCCUCAAGGAGACCAAACCCAUCCCAGUCUCUUUUGAGCUUUGUAGCUAUUUUCUAUUUCUGGUUUCUAUAAAAAUCAGAGCUUCUAAAACUUACACCUGACCCAAAUGAGAACCCAAGCAAAAGAUUGAGAAACAGCAAAACUGGGAAGCAGCCGUUUGAAUGGCACAGUGAUGUUAAAAUAUUUUAAGACUUUUUAAUUCUUUCUUCAUUCCCUCCCCCCAAAAAAGUCUUUCAAUUUAGACAUAUUUUGGCUGAGUGUAGAAUACCUCCAACUGACAGGAUCUAAUAAAUUAUAGUAUUAUUGAAUACAUAGAGUAUCCAUCUGUCCCAGUUUAGUCUUUUUUUUUUUUUUAAUUUAAAAUAGAAUUUUGUUACCAAGAGUGAAACAACUUCUGGUUUGAGACCUAAGGAGUGUUAGUUACUGGACUUUGAGAGCUAGCAUUUUCCAAACCACAAUUACGGUGGCCUCUGAAGAGCAGACAGUCCAGUUGGGUUUUUUUUUUGUCCUCUGUCAUCUGUCUCAAGGCAGGUCCCCUUAAAUUGUCUGCAAUUUGUUCAAGGAGGUUGGGACUCCCUGGCCCUGCUCACCUGAAGGUGUGGUGCAGGUGAGUGCAGGGUGCUGAAUGCUACCUUUCCCUUAAGCUAAGUCAACUUUAAAUACAAGAACAAUAAGACGAGGGAAAUGUCACUUGUUUUGAAGCAUUAAAAGUCAACUCUUUGGGAUAUUCCAUAUUUUAAUCAAAUAUCUGUAGACUACUGGACAUAGCCACUCCAGAAGGCUUCUCUUGAUGUCACCUUCAGUACAGCCAGGGGGUGCAAGGUGAACACUCUGUGUCUUGGAGAAGUGGGCCCUGCAGUCAGAAUGCCAUGUUUUUACCCCAGUGGUGCCACCUUGGGCACAUAAUUCCUCCUGCAUACAGGUUCAGGAGCAGGAGCUCCAAAGCAUGGCUUUGUCUUGUACACAGUCAAUAAAAUAACUGCUAAUCCUGAGGGGCAGUCAGUGAUGUGAAGGUACUAUGAAAGUGAACAAUAACAAAAAAAAUAGAUUAUAACAGUUAUCUUUUCUUGCUUGAUGUAUAACACACGCUCCAUUUGAUCCUGCCCUAAAGAAACUAACAUUGUAUUUGUGACAGAGGCUCCAUCAAGCCAAGCAACAAUUAAGAACCACUCAAAUGUAAGCUUCAUAAAUGCCUGUCUACUGCCCCUCCAGUCGCCACCUCCCAGAGGUUACAGGACUCUUCCCAGCAUUCAGGAGAACACUGUUUAGAGUGCCUAGAUGCCCAGGCUAUAAUCAGUAGGUGCCCAGGAACCACAAAUAGUUCCCAGUGUAUUUAUGGCCUUGGGAAUAUUCUGUCAGGUGUCCCCUUGUGGCAUAGAACUCUAAUAGCCCCCAUGGGAUAGAGUGGCAUUCCGACCAAUACACCUGUCUGCAUACACCCACAUGGUGUGGAUCUGGUCAUUGAGGCCUCAAAAUGAUGUUUGGCUUUUUGUCAUGAGAUAUUUUAAGGAGUCAUAUAUUUCUCCUUUUUUUUUUUUUUGCCAGACUAGAAAGACAAAAAAGAACAGACCAUUGAAAACCUUUAAAUGUAGGAGAAUUUGGUCUUCCACAAGAAAAACACAAUAUUUUGUUAAUCCAUCAUGCAAGUAGGCUGUGGCACUAUCCCUCUUGGUUUAAAUUGUUUCCUUACAAUAUCAAAUUAGUGGAUGAGAGGAAAGCUCAGAAACAGGAACAUUUUCUUAAAUCAUGAUUUAGUACCAAACAAAAAUUGGAAAAUAUUAUUCUGAGGCUCAUUUUUCUUGGGUACAUAUAUGUUGAUGGCAUGGUAGAGAUCCAGAGAUCUGCUGUCACCAUGAAGAAGCCCCAAGCAUACUCCCUGAUAGAGGAGAUUUGAAACUUCACUCCAACUUUACUUUUGCUACCAAAUAAAUAAAAUUAAAACAUGACCCAUUACCUCUUCUACAGAAUCAUGCAAAUCUUUAAUCUAACCUACCUUCUGAUAAUUCAGAAGGACAGGGAAGUUCUUUCUCUGUUCCCUGAUAUGCACAGAGAUCACACCUGGAAAGGAUGCUUAUUUUUCCUAACCUGUAACCGCAACAUUUAUUUUCUUUGGAGGAACUUCAUAGUGUUUCAGAAGAGUAAAGAGACCUGGAGAGUUUGGUAUUUAAAGGAAUUCAAGUCUGUAAAGUUCCUCUUGGCAUUAAAUUCUGAGACCCACAAUGAAUGCCCUUCAAAUUGGUGUUAAAUUGGGUAGACACCUGACUGCUCCCCAAGUCCGUUAGCAACAGAAAGUCCGGACUUCAUGCAAUUAGGCAGGAGAAAGCAGGAUUCAAAAAUAACCAUGAUAGGAUUUCUCUGCACUCUCAGUUCACACUGACUUAAGUGGAAACUAUGCCACAAUGAGAGCAGAGAGGGGAGUCUCCAUAAGAUCUUCCUACAAAGUCACCUUUCUGAUAAAAAAGGAGAAAAAAGUUAAAUAUCUAAAAUAAGCCUAGAAUCUCACAUGCAGCCACGACUUCUAAGUGAAGUUCUUUCUCCUUCAUGUCCUUAAAUAGUGACAGAAUUACACACAAUCUGACUUUUAAAGGUGGGCUUUGGCUGCUGAGCUCAGAAUAGGAAGUGAACCAACCCUCAAAGACUCUUCUAGCCUGUCUCCUAACUCGGUUCUUCAGAAAAUAUUCUGUUCAUCCGCAGCGCUGUUUACUACCAGGACAUAAAACAAAACCUGUUGUUUAUACCAUCACUUUUUCUAGUAUUUCCUGUGCUUUUAUGAUUACCAAGUCUGUUCAUACAUUUAAAUUAUGUGAAAUCAUAUUUUGGCAUAUGGGGGUGAAGACUGAAUUCUUGACAAACUUUUUAAGAUUAUCUCAUUUGUACCACAGGGAAAAAAAAACAUUUUGGAUGUUAUUAUAUAUGAGUAUAUAAAUUUUCUUGUUUUAUUUUGCAUUAAAAAUAAAGCUUUAUUCAGUCAGUAAAA
Marmota monax (woodchuck) is the source of this 8058-nucleotide messenger RNA. It is a transcript of the gene Pard3b, whose product is annotated as par-3 family cell polarity regulator beta. Bases 139 to 3753 code for a protein of 1204 amino acids. Gene Ontology annotation, biological process: establishment of cell polarity; cell adhesion; intracellular protein localization. NCBI's taxonomy places the organism in Eukaryota, Metazoa, Chordata, Mammalia, Rodentia, Sciuridae. The transcript has 23 exons. Gene Ontology annotation, molecular function: protein binding; phosphatidylinositol binding. The record is from RefSeq and is a predicted model, not a curated record. Gene Ontology annotation, cellular component: cell cortex; apical junction complex; apical plasma membrane.